CUAUGAUCGAAUAAUAAAAUGAUUUUCAUUUUUACCGUCUUACAUAUACAGACUUCAGGCACGGUCAUGAAAUCAACUAUAAAUAUUAUGAAGAUGAUCAAAUGUUAUCUUCAGUUCUGGAAGCGAAUAUUUAUGUUCUCAUUUCUCGUAUUAGUCGUUUUAUUUUAUGUGACUUUUUAUUUCAAUUGCAAAAAAACCUUCACCGAUGAUCUAGAACAAACGUUUGCCAUAUCACUUGAACAUCUCGACGAGGAGCAGAGAAUCAACAUCGAACUGACUGAAAUAAGAAACGAUCUAAUUCAAAAAUUGAGAUUCGAUGAAAAAAAUAUGAAAAACACAAGUAAAAUGUUAUACGUCCCGUCUGAAGAGUACGAAUUGUUGCGUCGCCGUAUUUAUUCAAACACGAAAGAAGUUUGGUAUUACGUCAGUUCUACAUUACGAUCGUUGGCAAACGAAUUCGAUGAUUUGAAACCAAAAGUUUCUGAUAUGAAAACCAUGGUCGACGAACAGUAUAGAUCGUUUAUUGAGAGAUGUAGCCAAGCUGGUCGAUGUCGACGGUUAUUCACAGUGGAGGUGGAAAGAGUUUGGCUCUUUGAGUAGACUGGUCCAAAAGAGACUUCAACAUACGCAGAAUCCACCUGACUGUUCCAAAGCUAAAAAGCUCUUGUGCAAUUUUAUCUACGUAAGU
Molecule: messenger RNA, 688 nt
Organism: Acyrthosiphon pisum (pea aphid)
Lineage: Eukaryota; Metazoa; Arthropoda; Insecta; Hemiptera; Aphididae
Exons: 3
Coding region: 19-600 (193 amino acids)
Source: RefSeq, a predicted model, not a curated record